CGAAGUAGUACAGCAGGUGGCGCUAACGCAACUUCUGCGUCUGUUCCAGAAGAAGUAGACUGACCGGAAAAAUGGCGGAUGACAAGGAUCCUCUGACACAGUUAAAGGAUCUGACUCGGCUUAAAAAUCAGCUGGCGGCGAUUCAGAGGAGAGUGGAGACCGAGGUAUCCGCAGAAUUUCCCCAGGGAAGCACGGUGUUGGGAUCACCCUUCCUGAAGGGCUUUUUGGUCGGCUAUGUGGUGGCAAAGCUGCGCUCCUCAGCCUUCCUGGGAGUGCUGCUGGGAACUGCCACUGGCAUUUACGUAGCCCAGAGCUAUCAGGUGCCUAACAUUGAAAGGACCGUUAAAGAUUACAUGAGCACAAUGAAAAAGGGACCAAAGUAAAU
Molecule: messenger RNA, 385 nt
Organism: Poeciliopsis prolifica (blackstripe livebearer)
Lineage: Eukaryota; Metazoa; Chordata; Actinopteri; Cyprinodontiformes; Poeciliidae
Product: SLC35A4 upstream open reading frame protein-like
Exons: 4
Coding region: 72-383 (103 amino acids)
Source: RefSeq, a predicted model, not a curated record